GGUGAAUAGUCAUUUUGCUGGCUUUGUUUGUUUCCUUUAGCGCAGAGAUGUUAUAACAAAACCAAAACAGUACUAAAAUACUUUCAUGUUUUUUACUAUCAAAAUCUUAGCACAAUUUUCCAAAAAUUUUCUCAUUGCAUUAAACUUCGCAAUAAAUGGUCCUUAUUCCUUAAUUUAAUAUAUCUUUGUUCCAAGCAUCCUUUAUAUAUUUUAGCCUCUGUUUGCACAAUCUGCAAAUAAAAAAGCAAGCCAAAACAACCAGGUCCUGCUCUGUUUUUACGAUGGCCACUAUGGCAAAUAUUUUUCAAGAUCUCCAAGCAAUGUCCUUUACCACCACUGCUGCUCUUGGCGGUCUUUCUUUGUUGUUUUUGUUUUCCAUCAGGCAGAUCAUUUCUUCAAGGAAGAGAGGAUAUUCUGAACUGCUUCACGUGCCUGUGGUCCCAGGACUGCCAGUGAUAGGGAAUUUGCUGCAACUGAAGGAGAAAAAGCCUUACAAGACCUUCACCAGGUGGGCUGAGACUUACGGGCCGAUAUAUUCCAUCAAGACCGGUGCUUCAACCAUGGUAGUUCUCAAUUCUACCGAGGUUGCCAAGGAGGCCAUGGUAACCAGAUAUUCAUCCAUAUCAACAAGAAAGCUUUCGAGCGCCCUGACGACCCUCACUUCUAACAAAUGCAUGGUUGCAACAAGUGACUACAAUGAUUUUCACAAAAUGAUCAAACGCUAUAUCCUCACAAAUGUUCUGGGGGCCAAUGCUCAGAAGCGACAUCGUCUUCAUAGAGACACCAUGAGAGAAAAUAUUUCAAACCGAUUGCAUGCUCAUGUGAAAGAUUCUCCUGGGCAAGCUGUGAAUUUCAGGAGAAUAUUCGAGUCUGAACUGUUUGGAAUAUCAUUGAAACAAGCCAUGGGAAAGGAUAUCGAAUCACUUUAUGUGGAGGAGCUUGGAGGGACUUUGUCAAGGGAAGAGCUAUUGAAAGUACUAGUGCUCGACAUAAUGGAAGGUGCAAUUGAAGUGGACUGGAGAGAUUUUUUCCCAUAUCUGAAAUGGGUUCCUAAUAAAACCAUUGAAAACAAAAUCCAGAGAAUGUGUUUCCGCAGGAAAGUUGUCAUGGAUGCCCUGAUCAAGGAGCAAAAGAAGCGAAUUGCUUCAGGGGAGGAGCUGAAUUGUUAUAUCGAUUACUUGCUUUCCGAAGCAAAAACACUAAAAGAGGAGCAAAUUAGUAUGUUGCUAUGGGAAACAAUCAUUGAGACAUCAGACACUACUUUGGUAACGACAGAGUGGGCCAUGUAUGAACUUGCUAAAAGUCCAAAACAGCAGGAUCGUCUCUAUCAUGAACUCCAAACUGUUUGUGGAUCAGACAAGGUAAGAGAGGAGCACCUUUCCCAGCUUCCAUAUUUGCUUGCUGUUUUUCAUGAAACGUUGAGGAAGCACAGCCCAGCUCCAAUUGUUCCUUUACGUUAUGCACAUGAAGAUACCCAAUUGGGAGGUUACUAUAUUCCUGCUGGAACCGAGAUUGCUAUCAAUAUAUAUGGAUGUAAUAUGGACAAGAAACAAUGGGAAAGCCCUGAAGAAUGGAAGCCUGAGAGAUUUCUUGAUGAGAAAUACGAUACCAUGGAUUUAUACAAGACAAUGGCCUUUGGUGCAGGGAAAAGGGUGUGUGCUGGUUCUCUUCAGGCGAUGUUAAUUGCUUGCACAACAAUUGGAAGACUGGUUCAGGAAUUUGAAUGGAGGCUGAAAGAUGGGGAAGAAGAUGAUGUUGAUACUGUUGGGCUUACAACUCACAAACUUCAUCCAAUGCAUGCAAUCUUGAAGCCAAGAAAUUAAAGACCUCCUGCCCCUAUUAGUAGUGACUAAAAUCUCUAGUGGGACUAUGGACUAGAGAUACUAGGCAUGAUCAAUUAAUAAUUAAUUAUUAGUUCCGUACUCUUUUGUACGACUGAGUAAUGUAUAAAGAUAAUCGUCAGCAGGAGUAACCGGGCCAUGUGUGACAAACGAAGUUAUAUCACUUUUUAUUAAAUAAAUAUGUAGUUUUUCAACUAAACCUCGUACUCUUUGUCUUGGAUGUUUUCAUAACUUAUGGCUUUUUUUAUGCCUUGCAUUUAUUUACA
Ziziphus jujuba (common jujube) is the source of this 2107-nucleotide messenger RNA. RefSeq names its product ent-kaurene oxidase, chloroplastic. Gene Ontology annotation, biological process: gibberellin biosynthetic process. Gene Ontology annotation, molecular function: ent-kaurene oxidase activity; heme binding; iron ion binding. Lineage: Eukaryota; Viridiplantae; Streptophyta; Magnoliopsida; Rosales; Rhamnaceae. The coding region runs from base 282 to 1823 and encodes 513 amino acids. Gene Ontology annotation, cellular component: chloroplast outer membrane; endoplasmic reticulum. The record is from RefSeq and is a predicted model, not a curated record. The transcript is spliced from 8 exons.